CAUCCUUGCUGCAUUCCUCACGAAUAGAUACGUCCUAGUGCAGACGCAUCCGUACUUUUAUUUACUUCAAAAACUGAUAUCGUCAUCCAAUUUCAUAAACGGAAAUUCCAAGUGAAUAAAUACUCGAUAGCCGGUGUAUUCGAUACUUGUAUUACUGUUACGUAUAAAAGGCAGAGGAAGAAAAUAGCUCUUACAGUAUCGUACCUAAUUCUGAAGCUUCGAUUUGCCAAGAUGAAGAGUUUCAUAUUGGUCGUCAGUCUUUUUGUGGCUGUACUGAAUAUCUAUGUGACACAGGUCGCAGCAGAAACUUCAAUAAAGUGCACAAAACCGAAUGAGGAAUUCGCAAAUUGCGGAGAUGUUUGUCCCGUUUAUUGUGACACGCAUCUGCCCCGUCCCUGCCCCAAAAUAUGCAAACUAGGUGGUGGCUGCGUUUGCAAAAAAGGAUACGUUCGAAAGUCGAAGAGGAAUCCAAGAUGCAUCCUGAGAAAAUAUUGCCCAAAAAAAGGAAAAUAAGAAAAUUAAACGAAUUUGAUUGAAGUUAUAAAAUAUUUAAAAAAGUUGUCUGCAUUUUUAUAUAACAGUAAUGGACUUGCCAAAAUAAUUGUCAUUCGAGUACUUCAAUAAAAUUCAGUUUUCACAUAUCACAUACUCUGCACAGUCAAUUUUUCCAUAUUCAAAGAUGCGAUUGCGAAAAAUUCUUAGUAAGACUGUCUAAAUUAAUAUAAUAUUUAAGCCGAUAAGGAGGUAUUGGCCAAUUUAAAAUCUUGAGGAAACACAAAGGUUAUUAUGACUUUCAAGUAACCGUAAAUUGAAUAAAUGUAAAGAUUGUGCAAGUGUGUUGCAAAUUCUUUUAGAUUAGUCGCGUUUGCGUUUGCAGGUCUGUUAUUCAUAAUUUCAUUAUUGGGUAUAAAAAGCCACAAAAAUAAAUAUCAGUCACAUUACUGUUACAAUUGUCAAACGUAUCUGAUCAUGCAGAGUCUUAUUUUCACCAUUGCUCUGCUGCUGGCUGCCAGUUGCAUGGCAGUUAGUCCCCAUCCGUGUCCCAAGAAUUCCGAAUUCAAAGAGUGCGGAACACCCUGUCGUGCCACGUGUACAUACAAGCCUGGUAUCUGUGUCAAACGAUGCGAGAUAGGCUGUUUCUGUGUGAAGGGUUACAUACUCAAAAAUAACUCAACAUUCACCUGUAUCAAGGAGGAAGACUGCUGUCAGUAUAUUUUGGUAGAAUAAAGAAUAAUUUAAUAAUCAAACGAAUGUAAAAUCAAUAAAUAAAUACAGUGCAUUUAGACAUA
Cephus cinctus (wheat stem sawfly) is the source of this 1289-nucleotide messenger RNA. Its product is annotated as cysteine-rich venom protein 6. Lineage: Eukaryota; Metazoa; Arthropoda; Insecta; Hymenoptera; Cephidae. Bases 970 to 1227 code for a protein of 85 amino acids. The record is from RefSeq and is a predicted model, not a curated record. The transcript is spliced from 5 exons.